Acipenser ruthenus (sterlet) is the source of this 3943-nucleotide messenger RNA. RefSeq names its product elongation factor G, mitochondrial. The coding region runs from base 189 to 2435 and encodes 748 amino acids. Lineage: Eukaryota; Metazoa; Chordata; Actinopteri; Acipenseriformes; Acipenseridae. The record is from RefSeq and is a predicted model, not a curated record. Gene Ontology annotation, biological process: mitochondrial translational elongation. Gene Ontology annotation, molecular function: GTP binding; GTPase activity; translation elongation factor activity. Gene Ontology annotation, cellular component: mitochondrion. The transcript has 18 exons.
GUUGUCUUUACUGUCGUGGCCUUUCUCAACUCGGAUGUGAUUUCGUACAAGGAACCGGUGUGACAUUCACGCUGACAUCCAGCGGGGGAGUUGUGUCUGGAAGAUUUUGUUUUCAUUUUUACACACAUUUAACAGGCAAUUUCAGAUUUAUUUAUUUAUUUUUUUUUAAAAAGAACCCGAUUGCUAAAAUGCAUGUGCUGAAAGCGGGAGUGCUUCUGGGUCGACUGCACCUGAAAAGCACCUGCCCUUUAACUGUAAGAAAGGUGUUGAUAAACAGCUGCAGAGCUUGUUCUUCAGGUAUCAUACCCAACGAGCUAAUCAGGAAUAUCGGAAUCUCGGCUCACAUCGACUCCGGGAAAACCACACUCACAGAGCGGAUUCUGUACUACACCGGCAGAAUAGCACAAAUGCAUGAGGUAAAGGGAAAAGAUGGGGUUGGGGCCAUAAUGGAUUCAAUGGAACUUGAACGACAACGAGGUAUCACAAUCCAGUCUGCUGCUACUUACACCAUGUGGAAAGGAACCAACAUUAACAUCAUCGAUACACCAGGUCACGUUGAUUUCACUAUUGAGGUGGAGAGGUCCCUGAGAGUGCUGGACGGAGCUGUGCUGGUGCUGUGUGCGGUCGGAGGAGUGCAGUGUCAGACCAUGACAGUAAACCGACAGAUGAAGCGCUACAAUGUCCCCUGCUUGACGUUUAUUAAUAAGCUAGACAGACUGGGAGCUAAUCCGACCAGAGCUUUGCAGCAGAUGAGAACCAAACUGAACCACAAUGCUGCCUUUCUCCAAAUACCCAUUGGUCUCGAGGGGAAUUUAAAAGGAAUUAUAGAUCUCAUUGAAGAACGAACCAUGUACUUUGAAGGGCCAUUUGGUCAGAACAUUAGAUAUGAUGAAAUCCCAGCGGAGUUCAGAUCCGAAGCCACAGACAGGCGUCGGGAGCUGGUGGAGUGUGUCGCCAAUGCAGACGAGCAGCUGGGAGAGAUGUUUCUGGAGGAAAAGGUCCCCACAGUUGCAGACUUGAAGGCUGCAAUCAGGAGAGCUACUGUGCAGCGCUGCUUCACCCCUGUGCUCAUAGGAAGUGCUUUGAAAAACAAAGGAGUUCAACCCCUGCUGGAUGCUGCCUUGGAUUACCUGCCCAACCCAACAGAAGUCCAGAACUUUGCAAUUGAAAACCAGGGGGAAUCAAACGAGGUCACUAAAAUUUUAAUGGACCCCACAAGAGAUGACUCUCAGCCUUUUGUGGGCUUGGCUUUUAAAUUGGAGGCUGGCCGGUUUGGGCAACUCACAUAUGUGCGAGUCUAUCAGGGAGCUCUGAAGAAGAGUGAAUAUAUCUACAACACCAGGACUGGGAAGAGGGUCCGAGUGCAGCGCCUGGUCCGGCUUCACGCAGAUCAGCUGGUGGAUGUAGAAGAAGUGUAUGCUGGGGAUAUCUGUGCCUUGUUCGGAAUCGACUGUGCCAGUGGGGAUACCUUUACAGCACGGAGCAGUGCCAAUCUCUCCAUGGAGUCGAUACACGUCCCGGAUCCAGUUAUAUCAGUAGCUAUGAAACCUGCCAACAAGAAUGACUUGGAUAAAUUUUCCAAAGGAAUUAACCGCUUUACAAGAGAAGACCCUACUUUUAGAGUCCACUACGAUACUGAGAGUAAAGAAACCAUCAUAUCAGGAAUGGGAGAGCUGCAUCUAGAAAUCUACGCCCAGAGAAUGGAAAGAGAAUACAACUGUGCUUGUGUCAUGGGAAAGCCUAAAGUAGCCUUCAGAGAAUCGAUUGGUGCCCCUGAACCGUUUGAUUUCACCCACAAGAAGCAGUCGGGCGGGUCUGGACAGUAUGGCAAAGUCGUUGGGGUGCUGGAACCUCUGGAUGCCGAGAGCUACACAAAAGUGGAAUUUGUAGACCAGACAAUUGGUACAAAUAUACCAAAGCAGUUUGUGCCUGCAAUCGAAAGGGGUUUCCGUGAAGCCUGUGAGAAAGGGCCCCUGACCGGGCACAAGAUCUCUGGGGUACGCUUUAUCCUGGAGGACGGGGCACACCACAUGGUGGACUCCAAUGAAAUCUCCUUCAUCAGAGCUGGAGAGGGCGCUCUGAAACAGGCUAUGGAGAAGGCCACAGUGAGUGUUUUGGAGCCCAUCAUGUCAGUGGAAGUAGUGGCUCCGAACGAGUUCCAGGGAGCUGUGAUUGCCGGAAUCAACCGUCGCCAUGGUGUCAUCAGUGGGCAGGAUGGAGCAGAGGGCUACUUCACUCUGUAUGCAGAUGUUCCAUUGAAUGACAUGUUUGGGUAUGCCACUGAAUUAAGAUCAAACACAGAGGGUAAAGGUGAAUACACAAUGGAUUAUAGUAGAUAUCAGCCAUGCCUUCCCAGCACACAAGAAGAACUCAUCAACAAAUAUCUGGAAUCUACAGGUCAGCUCCCUGCUAAGAAAGGCAAAGCCAAGAACUAAACCUACGGAUUUAUAUUCACUUCACCAGAUUAAAAAACAAAAAAGAAAUACACUGAACUGGAUUCACAGUCAAUGACUGACAUUUUUAGAAACUGUUACUUAUAAAGAUCUUUUUUAUGAAGCCUCAGAGAAACAUUUGGGAAGCAACUUCAAGCAGCAGUGGAAAUCGUGGAUAAAAAGUGUGAAUACUGUAAUGGAAUUUAUUUUCUUUGACUUAAAGGGAUUUCCUGCAAAACUGCCCCUUGUACUAUAAUUUAUUUUAUUAAUGUUGACAAAAUACAGGCUUGAAAAAAUGUCUUUGAAAAAAUAAAUAGUAGGAAUACUGGUAAUGUACCAUGUGCAAUAUAAAAUAACUUAUAGCUUUGAACAAUGUAAAGACUUCCUCAAGUUAGUUUUGUGUCGUUCUGUCUCAUCCCCCCCCCUCCCCAUAUCUAAAAGUUUAAACUUGCUUUAAAGACUGGUUCCUUACCUCCAGGGCUGCUUUCUCCGUAUCAUCCAAAUGAAGGACACUGUUCAAGGACCCGCUCUGGUGGUUAAGAGCUGCGUCUGCAGUCUCCAAUGAGUUCUGGUUGGUUUUGAGUGUGGGGUGUCCAUUGACAAGGGGAACAAGCCCAGUACAAUCCACAGAGUCCAACGCAUCUUUGGUAUGGAGACUGUUGCAACAGCAGCAGAAGAAAUCGCAGCACAAGAAUCCUGUGCCUUUUGUAGAAUCUAAAGUAACUUGCGUCAGAGCUCCAGAUUCUUCCCAGACUUAGGAGUGAAGACAAGGAAAACUGACAAGUUCCAGACCUCCUCAAAUUAAAAUACUUGUACCACUGGCUGCUUGACUGUGCUUUUCUGUCUGUAUAUAAUGUUUUCCAGGACUGGCAUGUGCUCUUGGCUUUUGUUGUAUUACUAUUUUGUAAGAAGUGUAACUUCCUGCUGAGUUGGAGUCAAGGUUUGUGUCUAGAUGUCUGAUCUUUCCUGUUUAUUUUCUUUUCCAGCUACUUUAGGAAUAUGCAGUUCAGUGACCUUGAAAAAUUCUUAGCUGCAACUUUUUAAUUUUCCUUUCCUACAGUAUUAACGUCAACAUGUGACGCAAAUGACUGCACUCAGAAAGCAUUCGGUCACAUUUUCUAAGAGGUAUUACUGUACAAAUUGAGAAAUUUGUAAGCUCUAGUUUGAAUAUGUAAUGUCUUUUGACUGGUUGUUUAACAUUUCAAAGGGAAUCUGAAAUGUCUGACAGCAGCUGAAGUGUGUCUCUCUUCCAAUCACUUUAGUUUUACGGGAUAUUUCACAUUAUUAAAAUAAAACAAGAAAGUCGGCAACUAGUCCUAUGUUGUCAGCAUGUGGAAAAUGUGGAUCUGGCUAUCCUGUUUAAAGACGUAGUACCCCCCAUAAGGGUUUAGCAUAGUUUGUACAAAUGUCCAACACUAAAAAUCAGAGCUCUUGCACUAUUAAUAUUAUUAAAAUUAUCUCUGCAUUACAAAAGCAUUCCAGAACAAACCAAAUAGGUUAGAGUGCAUCAA